Molecule: messenger RNA, 1067 nt
Organism: Chara braunii
Lineage: Eukaryota; Viridiplantae; Streptophyta; Charophyceae; Charales; Characeae
Source: the annotation of a GenBank genome assembly
GGUGUUGUCCAAGAGUCGGGUUGCUUGGGAAUGCAGCCCCAAUUGGGUGGUAAGUCCCAUCCAAGGCUAAAUAUGUGCGAGGGACCGAUAGCGAAGAAGUACCGCGAGGGAAGGAUGAAAAGAACUUUGAAAAGAGAGUUAAAGAGUGCUUGAAAUUGCCGAGCGAGAAGCGGAUGGAGGGGAAGUCGUGCGCUCCCGUCUGGGCAGGGGUGGACGGUGACUGUGUUGUCGCCCCCCCUGUUGGAGGUGGGGUGCCUGCCAGCAUGGGCUGCUGUGACCGGCAUUGBGGUGGGGAGCGAUUGAAACCCCCCACGGGUGGCCGUCACGGCAGUCGAGGACCUUGAGCACGCGCCUCUUUCGGCGUGCCCGUUCGGGUUCGUGCGUGUUCGGGAUGCUGGCGAAAUUCCUCUAUCCUGCYCGUCUUGAAACACGGACCGAGGAGUUCAACGUGCAUGCGAGCCGUUGGGUGAUUAGCCCACGAGGCGGAAGAAACCUUAGUGGUGGGAACCCUCUGCGGGUGCACCGACCGCCAACCACAAUCUGCUGUGAGAGGUCCCUCGGCGGAUGGCUCAGUGAGCACCCUCCGGAUGUGCCAAACAGUCGGUGGUUGGCGGUUCGGAGUCCCGUUUGCACUCUUAUAGGGGACUGCGUGCUUAGCAGCCCCCUUGCAGUCGACGAAGGCGACGUUCCGGGCGUGGUCUUGAGAGGCAAACUCUGCAGCGGGCCGUGUGCAGGUUCCCUGGAAGGGGACGCCGAAGAGGGUGACAGCCCCGUCGACCGCCGGACCCUGCUGCGCAACGAGGUGUUGUCCAAGAGUCGGGUUGCUUGGGAAUGCAGCCCCAAUUGGGUGGUAAGUCCCAUCCAAGGCUAAAUAUGUGCGAGGGACCGAUAGCGAAGAAGUACCGCGAGGGAAGGAUGAAAAGAACUUUGAAAAGAGAGUUAAAGAGUGCUUGAAAUUGCCGAGCGAGAAGCGGAUGGAGGGGAAGUCGUGCGCUCCCGUCUGGGCAGGGGUGGACGGCGACUGUGUUGCCGUCCCCCUUGUUGGACGUGGGGUGCCUGCCAGCAUG